CCGUAUCGCACCGCCCCGUAGCGAACUUUGACCCGCGGCAGCCGACGGAAUCGCGAGGAAUUCGAAAGUAUCGUCGGCGACGCGCGACUUACUGUCUCCGCGGUUAAAUCCGUCGGACAAAUUAAUCGUUGCGAUUGGCAGCGUCCCACCGAGGGAAAUGACAACGCGUCAUUCGACGGGAUAAUUCGCGCCGGACCGAGAGCAUUAAUUAUGCUCGGGACGUUCCUCGCGGCGCCGUGAUGACGACGGCGGGAAAGAAACUCGAUCUCCUUUUCCCGACCCUCGUGCGCGUUUUCCCGCUUCUUCUCUCAUUCUCUCUUGGCUUUUCCCUCCCUCGCGAAGCCUGAGGAAGUGAGGGAGAGUGUGUUAGUCCGUUAUGCCGGCGAAUCCCGGCGUGAUCUUCCCGCGGGUACUUCUCGAAGGGCCGACGAUGGUGAGUGAACGUCCGUAUCGGACGGUGGACAGACGGCAACUCUCGCAGGAGCGGCGCAUAUGAAUCGGAUUGAGAAAUGAGUGCGUGAAAAAUGGCACCGUUCCACGGCAUGGCCCUCCUGCUCCUGGGAAUCGGAUACCUGUUACACGCGGAACCGUUUCACGGCGUACGCGGCACCGCGUUCUUGCCUCUCAACGACGACGCGUUCGGCAAGGGGGAGAAGUCGCAGCGCAGCACAAAGAAGACAUAUUUUUUCAAAGAUACGCCGCAAAAGUUGACGGUGGCCAUAGGGCAGGCCGCUGUGCUGUUGUGCCGCGUUAAGAACUUAGGAAACAGAACUGUGUCUUGGAUCCGAAAAAGGGACCUACACAUCUUAACGUCCAUGUCGGUGACUUACACGAGCGACGCGAGAUUUACGGUAGUCGGCAAUCCGGAGACCGACGACUGGAAUCUGCGAAUAGAUUACGUGCAACCGCGGGAUGCCGGCAUUUACGAGUGUCAGGUUAAUACAGAGCCGAAGAUAUAUAGGGCCGUGGCACUGAAGGUUUUGGAUAUACAGGCAAGGAUCACGGGCCCCCAGGAGCUAUACAUUAGGAAAGGCAGCACAAUCAGCCUGACCUGCAUCAUCGAGCUGCAGGAUCUACCCCCGAGCAACGUGACCUGGUACCAUGCCGGCGCGGUGAUCGAUUUCGACGGGCCAAGGGGCGGCGUAUCGCUGGAGACGGAGAAGGGUAAGCGCGGCACCACCAGCAAGCUUCUAAUAACGCGCGCUCUCCUUAACGAUAGCGGUAAUUAUACAUGCGCGUCGAGCAAAGUCACUCCUGCGAGCGUCAUGGUGCACGUACUAAACGGCGAACAUCCUGCAGCGAUGCAACACGGCGGCACCGGCGAUGUAAAUAGGAGACUUAUUCUGCUCGUCCUGAUUUUCCUCGUCGAUACGAUGUUUCGGUGAGCGCCGCCGCCACUGCCGGCGAUCUCUUUUCCUCCCGUGCGCGCGCUACGGGACGCUACUUCGGAAUUCGUCUCGGAGACUCGCGCGGGAAUAUCUGCCUCUGCGCCGAGGCGGCGAAAUAAUCGACGGGACUGUAUAUAUAGCGCUUCCACCGAGCGCCAGGGAGGAGAUCUCUACUUCUCCGUUCUUCGUUCUCAUCGACGAGACUCCAACGUCGAGAUCGAUGACGGAGUUGGAGUAUGUGUUAACGCUAAUUUAGAGCCAUCACACCGCUACGUAACGUACGUUCGAGCCGCAGCAUCUUAAUCGGAUCUCCGAUUCGCGCCGCGGUCGGCAGGUCCAACGAUCCCUCUCCCCUCCCCCUAACUCCGCGUUUACUUGUCUGGAUUACUCGAAUACCUCUCAGAUAUGCCGCUCAACUACAAUACCCUUGUCCGAGA
This is a messenger RNA of Dinoponera quadriceps, 1825 nucleotides long. RefSeq names its product hemicentin-2-like. The record is from RefSeq and is a predicted model, not a curated record. Gene Ontology annotation, biological process: synapse organization. Gene Ontology annotation, cellular component: neuron projection membrane. Bases 525 to 1385 code for a protein of 286 amino acids. NCBI's taxonomy places the organism in Eukaryota, Metazoa, Arthropoda, Insecta, Hymenoptera, Formicidae. The transcript has 6 exons.